This is a messenger RNA of Sitophilus oryzae (rice weevil), 1869 nucleotides long. It is a transcript of the gene l(3)mbn, whose product is annotated as protein lethal(3)malignant blood neoplasm 1. The transcript has 8 exons. Gene Ontology annotation, molecular function: structural constituent of chitin-based larval cuticle. Gene Ontology annotation, cellular component: chitin-based extracellular matrix. Lineage: Eukaryota; Metazoa; Arthropoda; Insecta; Coleoptera; Curculionidae. Bases 127 to 1707 code for a protein of 526 amino acids. The record is from RefSeq and is a predicted model, not a curated record.
UCUGUACAAGACCAAAAGUUCAUCACUGCCACCGAAGUACAAAUUUAGAAGUUUAUUGUGAUCUCAUAUUGGUGUGACAGUGUUUAGUGUAGUAUAUUAUAUAUUUGGGCCUAAUUAAUCACAAAUAUGAAGUUGAUUACUCAGGUUGUUAUUACAUUCUUCUUGGUUACAUUAGGUUCAAGCCAAAAGAAAAGCGACGAAGAUAGCCCUUACGAAUUUGGAUUUACCAUUGAUGGAGAACAGCAUAGGCACGAGAAGAAAGAUGAAAAAGGAAUUAUUCAGGGCGAAUUCGGAUUUAUAACCGCAGAUGGAAUCUAUCACGUGACAGUGUAUGCCACAGACGAGAAUGGAAAUUUCAAAAUUUUAAGCAUGAGGAAUCUACGAAUUAGUGCACCGCUGGACGGUUCGCCUCUUAGGGGAGAACUAUCCCCAGAAGCCGAUAAAUAUCGGAAACAAGCAGGUUUAGCACCACUGCCUAAACAACAAUCUUCAGCUCCACCACCAAGUGUUGCUCCAGUGCAACAAUCUGCCAACCCCCUUGCAGUUGAUGUUACUCCAAGUAACGCUCCACCAUUUAGAUUUACCACGCAACCUACAAUUAAACCAGCCUGUGCCUCAUGUGGUUACGUUACAACUCCAAACCCGGCAUUAGGUCAAAAUAACAACUUCCAGUUCCAAAAUCCCGUAUUUAAAGCACAAGACCAACAGAAUCAACAAAAUAAGCAGCUUCAGCCACCACAGGGACAAUUUAACCAAAACCAACAACAACAAACGAACAACAAUGCAGUUUAUAAACAGGACAAUCAAAACCAAGGAUUUGUAUCUCAAGAUGUACAAUCAUCCCAAAGUUCUGCAGGAGGUCAACCACAAAGCAAUAUUUCUCCCUACGAAGCCAUCAACGGACCUCAGUACACUAGUUAUCAAAAUCCAGGUGAGUCACAACAACCAGGGUCGGCGGUUCAAGGUGAAACCGAUGUUGGAGGUGCAGUAGAUAACGGUUUUAGUGGUAAUUCUAAUAAUAAUGGUUUUGGAUCUGGUACAUCCGAAUUUGGAGGUAACAGUGCUUAUAACAAUGACAAUACUUAUGGGUCUCAACAAUCUGGACAAGCUAAUGAAGUUGGAGGUAAUAUCGCACCCGAAUCGAAUGCCGAAUCUGGAUCAGCACAAUUUGGUGGUGGAAGUGGUUAUAAUCAGCCAGAAGCUUAUAAUGUUUUAGGAAAUACAGCUUCAGGUCCUGGUUCAGAAGGUGGUGAGGCAAAUCCUCUUCAAUAUCCUGGACCAGCUGAUGGAGCUCCUGCUUUACCUCCCGUGUCAGUGGCAGAUGGAGCAAUUCAUGUGGGAGGAGACAAUCCUCAGCAUAUUCCUAUUAAAGACAAAUUUCCAGGCAUGCAAGAUGGACUUCCUGAAGGAAUAGAAGAGAAAGAUAUAACAGACUUAUUGUACAAAUUCCACUAUACUGUAGGUUUCCAUGGACACUACGAAAAGGGUUACAAAAAUGGAGCCAAAGUUGGAGGGUAUUUCGUGAACGGACGUGAUGGUAUUAGCAGAGUAGUGACAUAUGUCGCAGACGAAAAUGGAUAUAGGCCAAAAGUCAAAUUAAUCAAUUUAGGAUUGGAAUCAGAAGACACGCCAAAGCCAGAUUCGGAGAAGAAAUUUGGACUCAAGAGUUUCGAGUUCGUUUGGUACCCGAUUCAUACAGAAAAAUAAUAUUUUUAUCAUGUCUGUCACAUUUUGUGUAUAUAUAUUUUUGAUAUUAUAACAUACAUUACUUCUCAUAUUUGUCCCAUUAUGUAUGUUGGUAGGUACAAAUGUACGAAAUAGCUUUAAGAUGAUAUUUGUAUGUAUAAUACUAGUUCAGUAUUCCUAUAA